Iphiclides podalirius (scarce swallowtail) is the source of this 1122-nucleotide messenger RNA. NCBI's taxonomy places the organism in Eukaryota, Metazoa, Arthropoda, Insecta, Lepidoptera, Papilionidae. The record is from the annotation of a GenBank genome assembly.
AUGGCGUAUAUAGUAGAUCUUCGAUCGGAUACGAUAACAAAACCCACCAAAGCUAUGAAGCAUGCGAUGGUGAAUUCUGCUCUUGGAGACGAUGUAUAUGGAGAAGAUCCGACCGUGAAUGCUUUAGAAAGCAAAGUGGCGACACUUUUGGGCAAACAGGCUGCACUUUUUGUGCCAUCGGGUACUAUGGCCAACUUGAUAGCUGUAAUGGUGCACUGUAACAAGAGAGGCUCAGAGGCAUUCGCUGGACAUCUCUCGCAUAUCUACAAAUAUGAACAAGGAGGUGUUUCACAUGUAGGUGGUGUAUUAUUGAGCACACUUCAAAACAAAUCGGAUGGGACUUUUGACCUAGAAGAGCUAGAGAGCCGUAUACGAGGAAGUGACCUUCACGAGCCUGUCAGUGCCAUGGUUGCAAUUGAGAACACUCAUAAUGUGUGUGGUGGGAAGGUGCUACCUCAAGAGUGGGUCGACAGGUUGGGCGAGGUAUGCUCUAGGCGCGGCCUGGCCUUGCACAUGGAUGGGGCGAGGCUGCUCAACGCGAGCACAUACUUGGGCGAAGCGCCAGCGCGGCUGGUGCAGCCCUGCGACUCGGUGUCGCUCUGCUUCAGCAAGGGCCUCUCCGCACCAGUGGGCUCCGCCCUAGUUGGCUCCUACCAUUUCAUUGAACAAGCGCGGCGGGUGCGCAAGAUGCUGGGCGGCGGGAUGCGGCAGGCGGGCGUGCUGGCCGCGUGCGCCGUGGUGGCGCUGGACGAGGUGGCGCCCAGGCUGCACUACGAGCACAAACGCGCCCGGGUGCUCGCCUCCACCAUUGAAGGAUUAUUCCUCAAGACUUUCUUGGUGGACGUGGAGGGCUUGCACACCAACAUUGUGCUGGUAAGAAUAUCGGAGUCCAGCGCUCUGACAGCGGAUGUGGUGCUACAGCGGCUCGCUCAAGUGUGCCUGGCUGAGACCCAGGGUGAUUGUAAGACCACUAACGACGAAGGGGUAAUAGUGAAAGCGGUGUGCUUUAACCCAAAGACAAUAAGGUUCACUUUGCACAGCGACAUAAACGACGAGGAUUUAUGGCUGGCCAUAAUGAAGAUAAUCUAUGUGUUUAAAGAGCUGGACAAGGCGAAUCCGUUC